CGCAGGCGAGCGAAUUCGGCGAGGGCACGAUUUUGAACCGGACAGCGGAAUAAACGGUUCUCCGUCACCGGCGGCGAAGCGUUUCUCCCCGGAAAAGAAGACUCGCUGGCCGUCGGGAGGGAGAGGGGGGUGUUUGAACGGACCAAGUCUUUUCAGUUCUGACCACUGAGAGAGGACGUUUUUGGAUGCACAGAAAGCGGCCAUCGAAGAUCUCACCAUGAACAAAAACAAGCGAGAGAGGGAGUUCUACAGCGUCGACGUAGGGGACUCGACGUUCACGGUGUUGAAGCGGUAUCAGAAUCUGAGACCCAUCGGAUCAGGGGCACAGGGAAUCGUUUGCUCUGCGUAUGACCAAAACCUCGACAGAAAUGUUGCCAUCAAGAAGCUGAGUCGUCCGUUUCAGAACCAAACCCACGCCAAGAGGGCAUACAGAGAACUAGUACUCAUGAAAUGUGUAAAUCACAAGAAUAUUAUCGGCCUAUUAAAUGUGUUUACCCCACAAAAAUCAUUAGAAGAAUUCCAAGAUGUAUACUUGGUUAUGGAGCUGAUGGAUGCCAACCUUUGCCAGGUUAUUCAGAUGGAGCUCGACCACGAGAGGCUGUCCUACCUGCUCUAUCAGAUGUUGUGCGGUAUCAAACACCUCCAUGCUGCUGGCAUCAUCCACAGGGACCUGAAGCCCAGUAACAUUGUUGUGAAGUCUGAUUGCACUCUGAAAAUUCUGGACUUCGGUCUGGCUCGGACCGCCGCUACAGGCCUCUUAAUGACACCGUAUGUCGUCACACGCUACUACAGAGCGCCGGAGGUUAUCCUGGGCAUGGGCUACCAGGCCAACGUGGAUGUAUGGUCAGUUGGCUGCAUAGUGGCCGAGAUGAUCCGGGGUAGCGUGCUGUUCCCCGGCACUGAUCACAUCGACCAGUGGAACAAGGUGAUCGAGCAGCUCGGGACUCCGUCUCAGGAGUUCCUCAUGAAGCUGAAUCAGUCGGUAAGGACGUACGUGGAAAACAGGCCCCGCUACGCCGGGUACAGCUUUGAGAAACUUUUCCCUGAUGUGCUGUUCCCCGCCGACUCAGAACACAACAAACUGAAAGCGAGUCAGGCAAGGGAUCUCUUAUCCAAGAUGUUGGUGAUCGACGCCUCCAAGCGCAUCUCUGUGGAUGAGGCCCUGCAACACCCCUACAUCAACGUUUGGUACGACCCAGCUGAAGUGGAGGCGCCCCCUCCAAAGAUCACAGACAAACAGCUGGAUGAGAGGGAGCAUACCGUGGAAGAGUGGAAAGAUUUGAUUUACAAGGAAGUUUGUGAGUGGGAGGAAUGGACAAAAAAUGGAGUGGUCAGAGGCCAACCACCUCCUUUAGGUGCAGCAGUGAUCGACGGCUCCCCUCAGCCGUCCUCCUCCUCCUCCUCGGCCACCGACGUCUCAUCCAUGUCCACCGAGCCCAGCGACCAGAGCAGAGACCCCACAAUGGCCUCCGACACAGAGAGCAGCCUGGACGGCCACACCUCCCUAGGAGCUCUAGGCUGCUGCAGAUAACCUAUACACACCAACAUACACACUUGCAUGCACACAUGCAGAAAUGAACACAAACACUAAAAACAUCCUCCUCCAUGCACCCACAUCGACAGGAUGUGCUCUGGGACAUGGUUUAGGCCUGCGGGGCUUCUCUUGGUUUGUAGAUCAGUGCUUUUUUUUUCCUGUACAGUUUAUUUUUACCUUCCCAACUCUCUCUCCUACACCGUUGUAAAUGAUUGUGGUUUGAAAAUGUAUUAUUUUUUUUUUGCUGCAAAGACUUGCAGACUGUUUCGACGUGACGCCGAUGUAUGUUUCGUGCGGGGGAGCUGGGUGGAGUGUACUGUACAUGUUGCUGUUUUAAAGCUAUUGCUACGCAAUGUACCGCCAUAAGAUAAAUUAUGAUGACUUUUCAUUUCCCCGUUCGGCAUUUUGCAUUGUUUCAGGACAUUUGAAUGAAUCUUAAUCUUAUUUAAAUUUUACUUAAGCUCAGCGGGCUCUAACGUACUUCAUCUGGGAUCCUGGUGUGAAUGGAUGAUUUUACUAUCCCGAUUUACCCCAUAUUUCCUCAAGAAGGUAUAUGUCAGUGUACUCCGACGACCUUUUUCAUAGAACUAUUUUACCUCUUGUUGUAUGAUUCUUGGGAAACAGAAUAUUGGACCUGGCCGGGUCGUUUUUUUUUUUGUAUUAUGACACAGUGUAUAGCUGACAGCGUUUUACCUUGUCUGUUCAAUUCAUUUGGCUGUGCUGUAAGCAGGAAGUGAUGGGCAGUGCUGGCAGUGCUGUAAACAGGAAGUGAUGGGCAGUGCUGGCAGUGCUGUAAACAGGAAGUGAUGGGCUGUUGGAUGAGGAUGAACAGGGUGAAUGUAAAGUUGAGAAGAACAGCGGCACUGUAAGAAGCCACUGGUAUCGUCACACGGCACUGAGGGGAGCCGGUCCAGGCCGCUCCACCAGAUA
This is a messenger RNA of Lampris incognitus (smalleye Pacific opah), 2464 nucleotides long. It is a transcript of the gene mapk8a, whose product is annotated as mitogen-activated protein kinase 8a. NCBI's taxonomy places the organism in Eukaryota, Metazoa, Chordata, Actinopteri, Lampriformes, Lampridae. The coding region runs from base 218 to 1531 and encodes 437 amino acids. The record is from RefSeq and is a predicted model, not a curated record. Gene Ontology annotation, cellular component: cytoplasm; nucleus. Gene Ontology annotation, biological process: JNK cascade; protein phosphorylation. Gene Ontology annotation, molecular function: ATP binding; JUN kinase activity. The transcript is spliced from 12 exons.